AUGGAGCAGCAUUUUCUCGGUGUGCAGGAGGCUCGGGAUUCCGUAGAGGGGGCGCCAGAGCCCCAGCCUCCGUGUAUCCGCAGCUGCGACGAUUCUGAACGGUGGCCGCUCCCUCUCUACCACAUACUGGACCCCACACCGGAAGAGUCCUCGUGCCACGGCGAUGAUUUCCAUGGAGAACUGCUUUCUAGUCCUUGCUGGCGGCUGCGCUUGCUCUACAGGCGAAAUGGACCGUUGCCCGGAGCCCAGAGCACCUUGGAACCAAGCCCAGCCCCGCCCACUCGGGGCUUCUGGCCAGAGACACAGAAGCAGCCAGAGGCAAUCGUGGGAGACUUGGACCCAGCAGAGGAACCCGACGGACUCACGUUCCAGCAGCUUCCCUGGGACAGGCUGCAAGACGCCGGCGACAGACAGCAGGACAGCGAGACCUCCGACAGCGGGCACCCUUCGGAUCGCCGCCGACCUCCCGUCCCCGCUUGCUGGAGCCACCACCGGCUUUUCUCAGGCUGCUUGCACUGGAUUGGUCGCGCAGUGCACACCGUGAGCUGUGGCUGCUGCCAGACCGUCUUUGGCUCUAAGGAGCCUUGA
Diceros bicornis minor is the source of this 588-nucleotide messenger RNA. Its product is annotated as annexin-2 receptor-like. The transcript has a single exon. The record is from RefSeq and is a predicted model, not a curated record. Lineage: Eukaryota; Metazoa; Chordata; Mammalia; Perissodactyla; Rhinocerotidae. Gene Ontology annotation, molecular function: signaling receptor activity. The coding region runs from base 1 to 588 and encodes 195 amino acids.